AUAACGACAGAUGUCUCGAAAACCGUGGGUUUAACAGGAGGGGUGAAAGGAGAAAAAACGCCCAGUCUCAUAUUGGACCUCGAGGAGUGAGUAGAGUAGGACCGCGUGCAGCUGGAUCACAUUCACUACAACUGGAGAGAAGAAAGUGCAGCUAACGCACUGCUGAGGACCGAAUUCACAACAGGACAGAACCAGGACAUAUCAUGGGAGCCAAGCUUAGCAAACGGAAGAAGGGAUACGAUGUCAGUGACCCUAAAGAGAAGAAAGAGGAGAGUCCUGUGGCGACAGUUGACCCAGCUGAGAAGAAGGCAGAGGCAACUGGGACUGAGGCAGAGGCAGUGUCCCAACAGGCUGCAGUGGAAAAUACUGUAGCACCAGUGGUGGAGUCUGAAGCACCAGCUGAACAGUCUGCCUCUAUUUCAACAACACAACUAGAGGUAAGGAAAGACGAUGCUGCACCAGAAGAACCAACAAAAGAGGCCUCUACUGCUGCACCAAAGGAAUCAGGGGCUGUAAAACAAGCAGCCUUUCCAGAGUCACAAGCAACAGAAGUACCAGUAUCUGCAUCAGAGGCACUAGCAGCAGAGGUUCCAGCAUCUGCAGUUGUGGAACCAGCAGCCGAGGGACCAGCAACUACACCAAAGGCAGCUGCACCUGAGCCACCAGCAGCUGAGGAACCUGUAGCCACACCUAAGGAACCAGCUGCAGUCCCAGAGGCACCAGUAAUGGAGGAACCUUACCCUGCACCAGAGGAAUCAGCAGCAUCAGAGGCACCAGUGUCAGAUAAAUCUGCAGUUGCACCUAAGGAACCAGAUGCACCGGUAAUAGAGGAACAUGCAACUGCAUCUAAGAAGCCAGCAUCUCUGCCAGAGGAACCAGUGACAGAGGAACCUCCAGCUAAACUUGAAGAACUUGCAGCUGUGGCAGAUGUACCAGUGAGAGAGUAACCUGUAACAAUAUCUGAGGAACCAGUAACAAUGUCAGAAGUACAAGCAGCAGAGCUUGAGAAACCAGAAGCUGCCCCAGAGGCAGAGGAAUCUACAGCUGUACCCGAGGAGCCAGCAACUGUGCUAGAGGAGCCAGUUUCAUUGCCAGUGGAACCUUUUACAGAGCAGCUAGUUGAGAAAGCUUUUGAGGAUGUUGUAAAUGCCAGUGAAGUGUCCACUGAAAUGACUAAAACCACAGAGGCUAUGCCAGAACCAGAGACUGUCACUGAGGCAGCAACUCCAGAACCAGCUGCUGAGUCUGACACAGUGCCUGAGCCUGUUUCCGAAGCAUUGAGUGUGGUGGAGGUAGAGGCAGCUGUGCCUUCCCUGGAGAAACCCACACCAAUCACAGAACCCGAGUCUCAGACUGCUGCACCUCCUGAGGCCACACUAACACAAGCAAUGCCUGAGCCAUCUCCAGAGCCAAGCAAACUCAAACCUGCCCCAGAGGAGUCAAUCCCUUCGAUUGUCAUCUUAGAAUCAACCUCGUCUAAUGAGAUCUCCCUCGAGGAAACUGUGCCGACUGUCACAGAUCUGAAGCUGGAUAAUGGAGUGUGUGAGAGUUCUGGCUCAGCAGAGCAAUCUGUGCUGGCACCCCUUGAAGUAAAUGGUGAAUGCCAUGAGCAGGCACCAGAGGUAGCCCCCAUGGACGUCCCCAAGUCUCCUGCUGAAGAAUGUGUAAACGGUGUGAAGGAAAAAGAACCCCCUCUAGAACAGAGUGACUGUGAAUUGAAAAAGGACUUGAGUUUGGCUGCUGACAUUCAAGUUCCAUCUCCAAUUGGUGACAUGGUAGAGGUGCCACAGUGAGUCAGGCUGUCGACUUAAUCUGAGAAACAAACCUUACAUUUUAAUCCCAUAUUGAUGCGAACAAACAAAACAAUCGUCUGACAACACAGGCUUUCCGAAAUCGAAUAUAAAAAUGCCUGUUGUGCUCUCUCAGGCAAAAAGAAUUUCUGGUUAACCAAAAAGAAGUAAAACCACCCAAGAGCUAUGAGAAAGAAUACAACAGUGAGGUUGAAAGACUAAAAGGAAAUUGGAGGGAGAGAGUGAGUGAGAGAGAGAGAGAGAGAGAGAGAGAGAGCAGUGUUUGAAGUCUUUGUGCCCUGUGUCCUGCUGUCAUUGGAGAGGGCAAGCUUGCAGGCCUGGUGAAUAUGUAAGCAGAGAGAUGAUUACACUUGAACAGAAAAAAGAAUAAAAACAACUAAUGUAGAAGACAGAACAGAAAUACUGGACAGUAACAUUGAAGUGAUUGAAUAGUUUAAUCUUUUGUGUGUGAGCCUGAUAAAUAUUAUAAUGGUUUAUUGAAUUAGCAUUUGAUAGUAUUUAAUCUAAUUUAGACCACUUGUCAUUUCUGUCACCCUGUUGAGGACAAAGCAUUUUAAACUUUCAUGAUGAGAGAAACAGUGAGGAAUGUUCAUUUUAACUUAAUGGCUUGGCAUAGAAAAUAAAACACUGUUUUACCUUAAAAA
This is a messenger RNA of Xyrauchen texanus (razorback sucker), 2455 nucleotides long. RefSeq names its product calphotin-like. Lineage: Eukaryota; Metazoa; Chordata; Actinopteri; Cypriniformes; Catostomidae. Bases 978 to 1793 code for a protein of 271 amino acids. The transcript is spliced from 2 exons. The record is from RefSeq and is a predicted model, not a curated record.